AUGGCGGCUUCUAUGACGGGGGAGCAGAUACAAGCCUUUGCCUACCAACUUGAGCCCCUUGCACCCAAGGGCCUGGCGCCUGCCGUCGAGUUUGUCGCCAUCAUCUUAGGCAUUAUCAGCGUCAUCGUCGUGUCACUCCGAAUCUACGUUCGUGCCGGUUUAUCAGGUGCUUCAUCACGACUCUGGGGCGUUGAAGAUUAUUUGGCAGUAAUAGGAACUCUUCCAUUUAUACCAGCAGUCGUUUUCGCAGUUCUUGCAUCACGCUUUGGCGUAGGAUUUCACGAUGCCGACCUCCCAUCACAACUUUACUUGAUUCGCGCCUCCGAGUAUCAGACCUACUGGGAAGUACUAUACUUCAUCUCGUCAACUAUUAUUAAGUGCGCCAUUGGGUUCACUUGUAUACGUCUGGAUCGACGGAAGCGAGUGGUCAUCUGUAUGAUCCUCAACAUGUCUGUAAUGGUGGUCGUAGCCAUCCUGGCUUUGAUCUUUGUCUUUGCAAACUGCACCCCGCUUGCAGCAACAUGGAACCCGGCAUUGGGAUCAUGCCAAAAGAAGAUCAGCUUGCAGACUGUCAGCUACAUCGUCUCUGCGAUUCAGAUGUUGACGGAUUGGACAUGCGCCAUUGUUCCCUUCUUUAUUGUGGCCGGCCUGCAAAUGUCUCGCCGUAAGAAAGUUUCAGUCAUAGCUAUUCUCGGCCUCGGAAUUUUCGCCAGUAUUGCUACCUGCAUCCGCAUGCCCUACCUCAAGUAUUACGACACUGCGAAAUACCCCACGGAGAUCGCCUAUCACCUGGGAGUCAUCAGCAUUACUUCCAACCUCGAGUGCAGUUUGGGAAUAAUUGGAUCGUCGCUUCCUCCCCUGCGAAAACUAUUCAAAUUUUACUAUGGCUCCUCUCACGACGGGAAUUACAAAAUCACAGGCGAGAGCGGAGACGCCCUUGGAAGUGCUGGCCCAGGUAUCAAGCUUGGCUCGCUCAGUGGCAACGACAGAACGUAUCAUGCAUCAGCCAAACGGGGCACCUCGCGUGCGGGUGCCAGAGAGCAUGAGACCGACGAUGAUGACUCUUCAAGUCGGAAAGGGAUAAUACGAAAGACCGAUAUCCAUGUCAGCACAUCAACAUUCCAUGUAUAG
Colletotrichum paranaense is the source of this 1131-nucleotide messenger RNA. RefSeq lists its product as uncharacterized. Bases 1 to 1131 code for a protein of 376 amino acids. NCBI's taxonomy places the organism in Eukaryota, Fungi, Ascomycota, Sordariomycetes, Glomerellales, Glomerellaceae. The record is from RefSeq and is a predicted model, not a curated record. The transcript is spliced from 5 exons.